AUGGAAUAUGAAAGGCGGGAAGAAAACAAAAGCAAACCGGUAAGUCAUUUUGAUAUCACACUCCAUGCUGAUAAAAUUAAAUCACAUUUUGUCAUCUGCCUACCACCUUCAAGUUAUCUCAUUUUCAAUGCUGUAAUUUGGAGAUUCCGUCAAUUGUCUGCAUGCAUUCCAGUAUCGCAUGAACAGUGGAAGAUGAUUCGCAACAACAACAUGGCAUUCAAUGUAAAACGCUCUACUUGA
Molecule: messenger RNA, 240 nt
Organism: Echinococcus granulosus
Lineage: Eukaryota; Metazoa; Platyhelminthes; Cestoda; Cyclophyllidea; Taeniidae
Exons: 1
Coding region: 1-240 (79 amino acids)
Source: RefSeq, a predicted model, not a curated record